AUCUUUCUCCCCCAUCAUGUCUAUUCAGGCUCAGGAUUUCCAGGCGACCUCCCUCGCAGACUGGGCCCGCUCGGACCAGUACCACAACAGCUUCCUCCUCCCGGCCGACACCGUGCUCGACAACGCGCUCAAGAACAGCGCGGCGCAUGGCUUGCCGGACAUCGCUGUGAGCGCGGCACAGGGAAAGUUCCUGUCUCUGCUCGUCCGCUCGAUCGGCGCAAAGAAGAUCCUGGAGGUGGGAACGCUGGGCGGGUAUUCGACGAUCUGGCUGUGUCGGGCGCUGCCCGAUGACGGGAAGCUAGUCACACUCGAGCUGAGCCCGAAACAUGCCGCAGUCGCAGUCGAGAAUCUGACCGCCGCGGGACAAUCGUCCAAGGCCGAGGUCGUCGUUCACUACAUUCCGUACCCACGGAAUGUAGUGGUUGGGCCAGCCCUCGAGUCCAUGAUCGCCAUGAAACCUGCUCCCGGGGAACUGUUCGAUUUCAUCUUCAUCGACGCCGACAAGCCUGGGAACAAAGCUUAUUUCACGGAAGCCAAGCGCCUGGUCCGCAAGGGCGGUGUCAUCAUCGUUGAUAACGUGGUGAGGUACGGGCGUGUUGGGAACCCUGAUUACUCCGAUCCGAUGGUUGAAGGUGUCCGAGCGCUAUUGGAAGCUGUCAAGGGCGACCCCGAGGUUGACGCUACGACCAUCGGAACGGUCGGGGACAAAGGAUACGACGGUUUCAUGUACAUGGUCCGUCAAUAGAUUAGAAAAGGCGAAGAUGCCGCAUCGUUUCUUGUGAUUGCAAAGUAAAGAGAUCUCCGAACAGUCACGGACAGGGUGCUCGGUACCCUUCGUCCAGAGCUGCAUUAGUGCUCACUGCCGAGCGUCUGAUUUUUCGUCAUGGCUGCCCGUCAAAGAGAACCGUUGCGGCAGUACAGCGUAAAUUUCAAAACACAGCAGGCCAGGGUCCAGAACACCAGUCCUCCUGGAACAACCCUGGUACUACCCUCUCUCCCACGGUUACAGUACUUCGCGUAUUUCCCUGGAGGGGGGUCUGCUCACGAUCAAGGAUUAAGAGCCAGCGCACGAAAUCAAACAUGGGACGCAAAUCCUCCACUCGGCUCAACGGGCGGUGGCUGCUACGACCAACGGCAGUGUCCCGCUAAACCUAACCCCGAUAAUCAAGCCCAUGCAACGGGGGCUAUCCUACUAAAAGAGGACACAGAGAGCUCGAGGAAUAUUUUAGUAUGUCCCGCCGGGCCCAAC
Mycena citricolor is the source of this 1249-nucleotide messenger RNA. NCBI's taxonomy places the organism in Eukaryota, Fungi, Basidiomycota, Agaricomycetes, Agaricales, Mycenaceae. The record is from the annotation of a GenBank genome assembly.